This is a messenger RNA of Podarcis lilfordi (Lilford's wall lizard), 2198 nucleotides long. The record is from the annotation of a GenBank genome assembly. Lineage: Eukaryota; Metazoa; Chordata; Lepidosauria; Squamata; Lacertidae.
AUGGCAAGUGAUGCUCAGAGGGAGGGAGGGGGGUACAGAUCCCAUUUCUAAUCAUGGCCCAGCUCUCUUUUGCUGACAUAAUGCUGAAGGGCCUGUGCUAAAAGAAAAAACGUGGGGCCUUUCAGACCUUUGAAAAGAUGCUCUCUUUUGUGUAGGACCCUUCGCUUCUACGGCUGUUGCUGCUGGAUUCCCUCCCUUGUGCAGACACUGAUGUCCUCCCAGACUUGAUGCACCUGGUAGACCAAGCCUACCUCUCCAGGGAGCUGGGAGAGGAAGAGAUAAAGAUGCUGGCGGCAACCUACUGCGGUCUGGCUGCCCAUGUGAGUAUUAGGGAACACAUGACAUCACACACGGUGGAGGAGGAAUGCUUUGGAAGAGGAAGGGUAGUGUUUAGACUGGCAUGCAGUGGAGAUCUUCUGGCUUCAGGAGGGUGUUCCUCUGGAGCACCUUCUCUUGGAAGCCUGCCUGGAAAACACAGGGGGAGGAGGGUAGGGGGCUGAGCAGCCUCAAAACACCCCGGUGGGCAGGCGAAAGGAAACUGCUCUGAUGAGAAACACAAUCUCUGAUGUUUUCUGCCUAUAGGAGGAAGACUCUGUCCGAGCCUCAGCCAUCCAACAUCUGGGGCUGCUUCGGGGCUGGGUGAGAGACCAAAGGCUUCCCAUAACAACAACAGAAGAAGAAGCCAUUCAUGAACUGGUCGUCGUCCUCAUUCACCUCGAAGACGAGGAUGAGGUGGCCAAGGUGAGGGCCAAGGAGGUGGACUUACACAGUAGGAGGGAGGGAUUGUUCUCAGGAGCUUCCGAGAUUUCUUUUACGGCAAUUUGUAACCCUCUUCUCUUCUUGUGUUGCAGGCCGCAAGGAGGGCUCUUUCCCAUCUAGCCCCACAAGUCAAGUGGUGGGCGCAUCCCAACAAAUUUAGCCUCCACUUUGUUCUCCACCAGGCUGCCAAGCAUCUGGUAAGGUCCCUCUGCUUCGUUGGCAGCUUUGCCCAGGGAUGUCCUUGGGGGUGCAAGGCUCUCCUGCUGCACUCUCAAGCCUGUCUGAUGCCACUUCUCCUUUGUCUUUGCCAACAGAGCAAGAUCUUCAGCAAGAACAUCCUUCGGAGUGCUGCCUUGACAUGUACAAAGCCGUCUGCCAACAGGCUGCCAGCAGUCUCCAGGGUGGCAGCUCUGCUUCUGGGUAAGUCAAGUAACGUCCUUCCCUGGUAGGGAUGGACAGAAACGUCUUGGAAACAAUGGCAGGGAGGAUGGGCAUGUCCCCAGGCCGCUUGCUAGAUAGGGGUCCAUCUGCGCCCAGAUCUUGCUCUGACUGCUCCACGAGGGUGGAGGCCUCUAGACGCAUCAGAGCAUACCUGUCAAGCUGCCUCUGCCUCCACUGCUUUGCACCGAGAUGAUGUCCCUUUUCUUGCCCUGUCUCUCUAGGUCAUCUGGCUUUCCGGGGUGCCAGUUUCAUCCAGAGCCAAGACAUGGCAUCCUAUGGCACAUGUAAGUGAGAUGUACGGAGGCCAGGGAGGGAUGCUUCUGCUGAGAAAGGGCUUUAGGGGAAGGCAGAUUCCCAGAUGUCUGUGCAGACAGAGGUGCCACAAGAUGAACAUGCAAAGAGGAUUGGAAUGCCCUCUCUCACACACAAAUAUUCCCCUACCCCACACCCUGGUCCUGGGAGGAGCUCUGGUGGGGGUACUUUGCAAGUUUUUGCCUUGUGAAAAGCUGAUUCCUCUUCCUCAAGGGGAACCACCACUGCUUGUGUCCUGGUUGGGGUGGAUACCCUGUGGACUCCUGCAUCCCAACCUACAACCAGCGCACCUCCCCGGCCCGAUUGCUGGGGCCACCCGAUGGCUGUCUUAAUAUUUUUGAUAGAUGGCUCUUUUCCUAUGCAUCUCCACCUUGCUCAACCUUUCUCCCUUGCCACUCAGGGCUGGAAGAGAUGCAGCAGCAUGAGGAAGAAGGGCUCAGGAGGACAGGGAGGAGCUGCCUGAACAUCAUGCAGCGGGCCUGUAAACAUCGGCAGAAAGGCAGGGUCCAGCGCCUUGUGAGGAGGCUGCUCCACUGUGUUCACAGGGAACCUUACCCGCAGGACUUCCUGAGCUGCAUGCCAGGUGAAUGAGGCAUCUGGUGGGCUAUUUGGACAUCUGGUGGGCUGUUUGGAUGUGACGUUUCUCAAGGAGCCCCUUUUUCCUCCUGGCAGAACAUCCGCAGUAG